Molecule: messenger RNA, 1054 nt
Organism: Tetranychus urticae (two-spotted spider mite)
Lineage: Eukaryota; Metazoa; Arthropoda; Arachnida; Trombidiformes; Tetranychidae
Gene: Ak1
Product: Adenylate kinase 1
Biological process (GO): nucleobase-containing compound metabolic process
Molecular function (GO): ATP binding; nucleobase-containing compound kinase activity
Source: RefSeq, a predicted model, not a curated record
AAAAUGUGAAGAAAAGGGACAGAAAGAAGCUAUUGUGUGCAUUGAUAAAUUCAGUUAACUGAGAGUGUUUUCCAUGUUUCCCCUGUGUUGUGUGUAAAAUUAAAUGCCUCUUGGAUCCAGGAAAGCGUAUAAACACAGUUUAUUAAUAGAGAAGCAAGUUGCUUCUCAAGCGACACCAUUUUUGUUCAAUCCAGUGUUGACUCUCUGUUUAAAGGGAAACCCAGAGAAAAGUUAAAUUACUGUCGAUUGUUACAGGAUAUUUUAAGUUUAACCAUUAAUUUAUUCAAGUAUCUUUGGAUUUGAAAGGCAAAGGAUGACGGAUAAACCAGUUAUCUUUGUCAUUGGUGGACCUGGUUGCGGUAAAGGAACCCAAUGUGAAAAGAUUGUCUCCAAAUAUGGAUUCACACAUUUGUCAACCGGUGAUUUGCUUCGUGAUGAAGUUAAAUCAGGUUCAGAGCGAGGUAAAAGGUUAAACGCAAUCAUGGAAUCAGGUCAACUUGUUCCCCUUGAAGAGGUAUUAGGAUUAUUGAAGGAUGCAAUUAAGAAAAAUGAUUCUAAUAGCAAAGGAUUCUUAAUUGAUGGUUAUCCAAGAGAGGUUGAUCAAGCAAUUAAAUUUGAAGAGCAAGUCAGCAAAUGUACUUUUGUCAUUUACUUUGACGUCUCGGAUUCAGUUAUGGUUCAAAGACUAUUGAAACGAGGUGAAACCUCGGGCCGAAUCGAUGACAAUGAAGAGACAAUCAAGAAGCGCUUGGCCACCUUUCAUCAACACAGUGAUCCAAUUUUGAGCCAUUACAAGGACAAGUUGGUAAAAAUUUCAGGUGAAAGGUUGCCAGAGGAAAUAUUUCUGGACGUUUGCAAGGCGAUUGAAGAUAAAUGUAAAUAAAGGCGAAAUCUCGUUUGCUUUGUACUAGCGCAAUGUCACUUGUAUUAGCUGUUGUUACUCUUUCAAAGUUUAGUCAAUGUUGUCCUCAAUCAACAAGUUUAAUCACACUGUUCACCUUAAAUCAAUUUUUAGUUUGCAAACUUCAAUUAAUAAAAAAUGAAAAUCACUAAA